GGAGGUAACCGAACAGGUGGACUCGGUGGUGGCUCUCAGCUCCAGCUCCUGAAGGCUACGGUGGGUACCCCAGCCCCGGGGCCAGCCCAGCGGCCAGGCUGCAGCAGCACAGCGGCUGAGGAGGGGGAUGGUGGAGGGGGACCCGGUGAGACCGGCUGUCCAGCCUGUUCUGGCCCUUACCAGCCUGUGUUGAACUCGACGUGGGCAUCGAAGAAGCCGACGACUGGGGCAGUGGCCGCCUUCCAGCCCUGCAGCCGGGCGCGGAUCAGUCCUUCCCGCCGGCUAUUGCGGACGAUCUUCACGAGGCCCGGGUACCGCUUGUUGACAUACUGGUCCAGAUUGAACUUGAGCUCCACUGAGGAGAGACAAGAUGUCAGCACGCUGGCAGGUGCCGGCAGGCGCGGGGCCACCAAGACCCAAGGCCAGAAACGCUGCGUGCCCCGUGUGGGAUGGGUGUCUCGUAAACGUUCUCUUAGGACCCACUGAGCUGCACGCGGUUCAGCGUGGGAGGUCCCAGAGAUGAGACCCCAGUCUCACGACGCUGACAUUCCCGUGGGAGACACAGCAAACAAGGACACACACCAGACCAGACAGCAGCCCGAGCUGCAGAGACGGGAUACACAGGGCUGAGCAGUCAGCCGUGAAAAAACCAAGUCCAUAGAUGGAUGGGUGGACACACAAACGUCGUCUCUCCACGCAACCGAACCGGCUCAGCUGAGACCAUAGAUGGAUGGGUGGACACACAAACGUGGUCUCUCCACGCAACCGAACCGGCUCAGCCAAGUCCAUGCAUGGAUGGGUGGACACACAAACGUGGUCUCUCCACACAACGGAACCGGCUCAGCCAAGUCCAUGCAUGGAUGGGUGGACACACAAACGUGGUCUCUCCACAUAACGGAACGUGCUCAGCCAAGUCCAUGCAUGGAUGGGUGGACACACAAACGUGGUCUCUCCACGCAACCGAACCGGCUCAGCCAAGUCCAUAGAUGGAUGGGUGGACACACAAACAUGGCCUCUCCAUGCUGGAGGCAGGGUGUCCUGAUGGAGCUCCCUGUGGCCAAGGGCAAGACACAGGUAGCCAAGCUGGACUGGAUGGUCCUCCCCACACACCACCCUCUGCAGCGAGAUAGGGCUCAGGAGGGUGGCCACACCAUUCAGUCCUCCGCACACAGACCCCAGUGUAGACGGUGCUGCCGGGCUGGGGCCCUGCUGCAGGCCAGAGCUUGCCCCACAGCCUCAUGGUAUAGCCUUCCGCCUCCACAAGGGGUCGGGAAGGGCCUGCCCAGGUUUCACUCCAUUUCCGGAGGGAGUGUCAUGGCUGUGGGCUCUCUGCUUUGCGCCUGGGAAGGGCAGAUGGGGGACAGGCCUGGGGCAGUGCCAGAUCCUCGUUUGGUGUUUCAAGCCUGUGUGCCAGAGGGUGUGAGCAGUGCUGCCCUCAGGGCACCUGAGGCUGAGGAGGGUGGCGCUGAGGAACCACGGGGCUUGGGCUCCAGCCGCCAGCUCCGUCCAGCCAAGCUCUGGUGCCUCUGUGGGCAUGAGAGGCGGGAGGUGGCACCUGGGAGAGCUCAGCUCAGCUGGCCUCUGUGGAGGGUGGGGUGGCUGACCCCAACUUCACCUCCACCCGGAGCCUGAGAGGGGAGCUUGUCUGGAAGCAGGGACUUUGUAGACGUAUCCAGUUGAGGAUCUUGAGAUGAGAUCCUCCUGGAUUUGGGGUGAGCUCUGAGUCUAGUGUGGGUCCUCAUGAGAAGAGGAGAAGAUGCAGACACAGGGGGAGAGGCUGUGUGACGGAGGCAGAGAGAGGCACGGGCAGCCACACAGUGGGGACAGCAUGUACGAGUCAUGACAGAGGCUGGAAGGCAGGAGGGACCCCCGUAGCUUUAGAGCCCCGUGGACAGACGGGGUGCGGUCCUCUGUCGCUCCGUCCCGGAAGGCUCCACCCAACCCCAGCUCAACCCAGCUACAGGCAGCCCCCCAUGAGCACCGUGCUGAGGCCGCGCCCACUCACCAUUGUCACUGUUGUCGUCCACCAGGAUGACCUCCUUGAGGAGCUGGGAGGGCGUGUGGUUGACCACGCUGUGCACGGAGCGCAGGAUGACCGACAGUGCCUCGUUGACGAAGAUGAAGACCACGGAGACCUGGGGCAGGUCCUGGGCGUAGCUCAUGUGUCUGCACCUGCAAGAGACAUGGUUUGGGGUGUGGUCAGGGUGGGGUGCACGGGACCCUGGGAGCCAGGUGCACCCUUCGAGGGCUACUGGACAAGGCUUUGGCCCUACAACCAGACGUCAAGGGUGUACGGGGGUCAGAGCUGUUCUAGAAAGAAACUAGUAACAGUAACACGGCACCCAGCAUACACACAGCCCCUGUGCCCACCCUGUCCUCAGAGCAACCUCAAGAGAUGAAUGUCCCCGUUCUACAGACAGGAGCCUCCCCCGUGGGCCAUGAGUGCAGGUGCUGGGAUUCCAACCCCAGCUGUCAGCUUCAGGAGCACGUUGGGGACGGUGCUGCUGGGCACAGCUGAGGAGCCAGGCACAGCCAAGGAGCCAGCCACCCUCAUGGGCAGCCACUUCCCGCCCUGGCUAGCAGCUGGUUCCGAGCCUCUGGUGAGAAUUUCAAAGGGACGAGGGCUGUGCGUCACCAUCACAUUUAUCUGGACUGUGGUGCUCAGCGAGGGAGAUUUCAUCACUCAGAAAAAUGCAUUCUGACAAGAAGACUUCACUCCAUUAGUCUGUAGAAGAAAAAGCUUGGAUCGCACAAUUUUCAUGAACUUGCAAAAUGUGUAAAACAAAAAAUCCUGAGAAAGGAAAUAGAUCUUAGGACAGACUGCGGGAGCGGCUGCAGGUUGGAGAGGAGAUGUUUUGGGGUUGUGGGGGCAGAGGCACUCCCAGAGCCCAGCGGGAGAGGGGCAGGGCUGCUCAGAAAGCUUGGGACCAGCCCUGUACCUGUUUGUUCCUGCAGGUCUAUCUCCCCCCAUGACCAGAACGUGAGCCCCGGACAGCAAGCUCCUUUUCUGUCCCGUUGGCAGCUCUAUACCAAGAACCCAGGCUGUGCCCGGCACACAGCAGGCCAGGAGGCGUCGGGGCCACAUGCACCUGUGCUGAAGAACUCGCAAGCAGCAAGGACAAGGGAUUUAUGGCAAUCCGUGUCCGGGACCCACUCCUUGCCCCAGGAUAUCGACGACCUUUUAUGGAUGGAUCUCAGCGGCCACUCGCUUUAUAAACAAGCUGCCUGCGUGGAACAGGCUUCCCUGCAAGCUCACGGCCGCAGGUUUGAGGGAUGGACGCAGAGGCCCCCGGGACGCUGGCCAUGCUGGGGAGCGUGUGAGGUGCCCAGGAGCGAUGAGGGCGACAGAACCUUCCAGAUGCACCCUCUGCUGUCCGCUCAGCAGGAACACGGAGAAGCCGAGCCGGGCUGGCCUAAGCAGAAAGAGGGUUGGUGGCUCAUCCGUAGGAAAAGUCCAGGUGGGUUCGGUUUCGGGCCAGCUUGACGGGGGGUCAAAGCUCGUCAGCGGGACACGGGCCUCCGUCUGCCUCUCUUCGCUCCAGCCUUCUGGCUCCAGUUUAAUCUCAGGAAGGCCCGUCCGCGUGGCCGGAGGCCGUGUCCCCGCAGGUCCGGACCUUCCAGGGGUUUGAGUCCAGGGCAGCAAACCCGCCUGUCUUCCCAGGACACGCAGGAAAACAUCCCUGUGUCUCCCGGGCUCUGACUGGGUGACGUGCCCUUCCCUGAACCAAUCACUGUGGCCAGAGGAAAUAGGGCGCUCUGAUUGGCUUAUGCUCCAUUGCGUCAUGCACCAAUCACUGUGGCCAGAGGAAAUAGGGCGCUCUGAUUGGCUUAUGCUCCAUUGCAUCAUGCACCAAUCACUGUGGCCAGAGGAAAUAGGGCGCUCUGAUUGGCUUAUGCUCCAUUGCGUCAUGCACCAAUCACUGUGGCCAGAGGAAAUAGGGCACUCUGAUUGGCUUAUGCUCCAUUGCGUCAUGCACCAAUCACUGUGGCCAGAGGAAAUAGGGCGCUCUGAUUGGCUUAUGCUCCAUUGCAUCAUGCUGGGCUCAGCACCUGGCCGGUGGGGCUCCUAGAAGUGGGGCCUGCGGAUGGUGGACCAGCCGUCAGCAGACGUUCCUGACGGGGAGCAGCGCCAGCGUCUGAUCCAGGUUUGCGCCCAGGCGCCCACAGGUGAGACCGACAAACAUUGGGAGCCUCAGUUCUCCGGCACAAUGAGGAUCCCAACCGCGUCCGCCUCGCAGGUCGUGCGAGGGAGAUCCUGCCAGGUCAUUUCCACACUCGUGGAGUUGAAGUGUUUUUAUUUCACUCCCUGUCACCCACCGUCUGGCAAAUGGAAGACAAUGAAGACCAGGAUGACUUUUCCAAAUCUCGCUUUUCUGCAAUGCUCAACCCAGCCCCAAGAAACAGAUAAAGGAGCUCAAAGAUUUUCCAACAAGUCCAAAAUGCCCAUCAGUGAGGAAGGCAAGUCGCUCACCCUGAAGUUCAGCCCCCAGCCUUGUCCUCCUGCGCUCCUGCUGGGGAUGAGGGAGAGGCCACGGGGAGCAAAGGAUGGCUGGGCUGGUCCUCCCUGAGGAAGCCCUUUCUUCCGUGGUGGGCUGAACGGUGUCCUCCUCCCGCGACCCAGGACAUGGUGUCAGCAGGACGUGACCUCUGUCUCCGACCUCGGAAACAUGUCUUCUGGCCCGGGUUUAAUAUCGGAAGGGCCUGUCCUCAUGUGACUGAUUGCAAGUAGGAUCUUUGCAGAUGUAGUUAAGUUAGGGAUCCUGAGAUGACCCUGAGGCGGGAUCGGUAGGGGUGGGGAGGCCACACUGACGUCCUUGUUCCCUGUGUGAAGCCCCCCUGCCCAGUAGGGGCCCAGGAAAGAGAAUGAAGGUACUUCUUCCUGAUGUAGCUUCCCCAAUCUCCAGCCAGUCAGCACCCAAAGCCCACGAAGCUCUUAGCCACACAUUCCUGCCUUGGAGGGGCCAGGGGCAUCUCCAGGAAGCUGUACACACAGUUAGGCUCCAAGUUCAGCUUACAGGGACCUUUCCCUCAUUUUAAUAGUAAGAGAUACACCCCCAGUGAGGAUUCCAUAUGUAAUGAUACAGGCAGUGUGUGUUGGAGCACUUAGGUACUGGGCGUGUGCACCAACCGCAGGCCUGUCUGCCUUUACACACCUGACCUCACCGUAUUUCACGAACAGACACGCAGAGUCAACCACAGGCCUGUCUGCCUUUACACACCUGACCUCACUGUAUUUCAUGAACAGGCAAGUACAGCCAACUGCAGGUCUGUCUGCCUUUACACACCUGACCUCACCAUAUUUCAUGAACAGACACGCAGAGUCAACCACAGGCCUGUCUGCCUUUACGUGCCUGACCUCACCGUAUUUCAUGAAUACACAUGCACAGCCAACCGCAGGCCUGUCUGCCUUUACGUGCCUGACCUCACCGUAUUUCAUGAAUACACAUGCACAGCCAACCGCAGGCUUGUCUGCCUUUACACACCUGACCUCACCGUAUUUCAUGGAUGCACACACACAGCCAACCACAGGCCUGUCUGCCUUUCAUAACCAACCUCACUGUAUUUCAUGAACACGCAUGCACAGCCAACCGCAGGCCUGUCUGCCUUUACACACGUGAGCUCACCGUAUUUCAUGAACAGGCACACACAGCUAACCACAGGUCUGUCUGCCUUUAUAUACCCAACCUCACUGUAUUUCAUGAACGUGCAUGCACAGCUCCCACGAAAGGACUCCCCUCAAGGCACCAGGGGCUGCUUCUCCCUCCGAGGAGCACUUUCGCUUUGUGACAAACUUCUUUGCCUACUUGUGUUUUGGACUUGCUCUCAAAUUAUUUUGUGCUGCAAAGUCAAGAACCUGACCCAGCCACCCACUGACGAAGAGAUCAUCCUGGAUUUAGGGUGAGUCCUAAAUCCAACAGUGUCCUUAAAGAGAGGGCAGAGGAAACGCAACAUGGAGGCCCAGGCAGGAGGCCACGUGGAGGCGGAGGCUGAGCCUCAAAUGGCACAGCCACGAGCCCAGGGAUGCCUGGAGCCCCAGAAGCUGGGAGAGGCAGGAAGGAUCCUCUGGAGGGGGCACAGCCCUGCCCACACCGUGAUCUUGGGGUCUGGCCUCCAGAAGGAGGGGGCACAGCCCUGCCCACACCGUGAUCUUGGGGUCUGGCCUCCAGAAGGAGGGGGCACAGCCCUGCCCACACCGUGAUCUUGGGGUCUGGCCUCCAGAAGGAGGGGGCACAGCCCUGCCCACACCGUGAUCUUGGGGUCUGGCCUCCAGAACGGGAGACGGUGCAUCCACAGUGUCGGAAGCCACCUGCUUGUGGCCCUUGUUACAGCAGCCACAGGAGAUGUUUUGUCUUCUGCUCUCGAACGUGGGGCUGGGACCUCCCCUCCUGCAAGGCGGCUCUGCCAGCACAGCGGUGGCUGCUCCCGGCAUUGCUGAGUGGGUCACCACCGAGUCGGGCAAGGGGGAUAUGAGGGGGGUCCUGGGCCUCUGCCAUUAUUUCCUGCUGUCCCUAAACAGGCUCAGGGCCUCCCUUGGCUGGGGGCAGAGACUCAGAUGAGCAUCCCGGCGUCUCUGAGAAUAAAACGUCACAGACGCAGCCUCCACUCAGCGAGCAAAAGGGCCAGCCUGAGGCGUGAUCUGCGUCUGGACGUGCAGUUGAGCUCUGUCCCCCAGGAACGCUACGCAGGCCUGGCCUUUGACUGUAGAACACACCGGCGAGGGAGACAGGCGCACCGGAUCGGCCAGUUCCCCGGUGACUUAGGCCCAGCCUGCUUUAUAAACAGCUCUGAGGUCUGAACUGCACAGACAGACCCUCUCACUGAGGGCACCCCCAGGUGAUUUCGGUCUCCAGCUCUGUCUCAGGAGCCACGCUCUGGAAGAAACUCUUCAAAGAAAACUGUUCCUGAGACUGCUCUCGUUCAGUCCAACAAGAACAAGUCCCAUUUAGGGACGAGAAAGGAAAUAGGGUCCCAUCUAUUACAGGACAUAGUGCUGAACAGACACCUUUUGUAAAACAGUCUAUUGACUGUGGCCAAGACAAUUGUAAAAUAUGGGAUCGAUUAACACUGAGCUUGGCACAUAGUGAGCACCUCUGAUCCUGGGUGUGAGAAACAGAAGCUAAGUUGUCAUAGAGGGGAGCGGGGCUGAGAAUCACGCCAAACCCCAUGUCUCCCUGAAAUAUGAUCACCAGGAACCUCCUCCAGAAGGCAAAGGCAGGCACGGAAUCCUGCAGGCUUCACGGAGCCCUGCCUGGGGGCAAACCGGAGAGCUGGGGCCUGGAGUAUCCGGCAGGUGAUGCCACCUCUGUGCCCUGCCAGGUGCCACCUGGAGAUAAACCCCAGGGACAGGAGCCCCUGGGAACAGCUGGCUUCACAUGCUAGCUCUUGGGUACAUAAUGGUUCGGAUUUUACGACUGUAAUCAAUAGGAACCCAAUUUGACUUUAAUUGACUUCAAUUCUUUCUUUAAGAAGAAAUGGAUCGGA
This is a messenger RNA of Macaca mulatta (Rhesus monkey), 7482 nucleotides long. The record is from RefSeq and is a predicted model, not a curated record. NCBI's taxonomy places the organism in Eukaryota, Metazoa, Chordata, Mammalia, Primates, Cercopithecidae.